AUGGGAGGCUGUCUGGGAACCAGCAAGAACCACCACCCGUCGCAACCGAUCGCUUCGGAUCAGAAAGGAGGAGAUGAAGCACCGGUUCGUCCUCGCCCCACUCGCCCCGCGCGCAGUCGGUCGGAAGCCGCGGCUACCGCGUGCCUUCCCCCCCGCUCACCCAAACACUACUACCGCCGAACGGAUGACGUCACGACGAGAGCCGAUGACGUCACGACGCCAGCCGUUGGAGUCGAUCCUGGCAGAGGAGGGGAUGACGUCAUGCAGAAGGGACAGGAUGACGUCACGCCUAACGGCGUUCAUAGCUCAGCGUCGAAGGGGGUCCCUUUGGAUCGAGAUGGCAAUGCCACGGUUUUCCCAGACACUACUGCAGACCCAGCAGACGCGUGGGUGCACCGCCCCCCUGUGGACGAGGGGAAACCCAUUCGGUGGCGCAAGGGCGAGCUGAUAGGCGCGGGCGCGUACGGGUGCGUGUACAUGGGGCUGAAUCUCGAGUCGGGCGAGCUGCUGGCCGUGAAGCAGGUGCUCAUCCCGUCCGCCUCCACCACCAAGGACAAGGCGCAGGAGUACAUCAAGGGACUGGAGGCGGAGGUGGCAGUGCUGAGGAACCUCUCCCACCCCAACAUAGUGCGAUAUCUGGGCACGGCAAGGGAGGAGGAGGCACUUAACAUCUUUCUUGAGUUCGUGCCUGGGGGUUCUAUUGCCUCUCUGCUCAACAAGUUUGGGUGUUUCACAGAGAAGGUCAUCCGGAUGUACACGCGGCAGCUGAUGACUGGCCUGAGCUACCUUCACUAUAAUCACAUCAUGCACCGCGAUAUCAAGGGCGCCAACAUUCUGGUGGACAACAGGGGGUGCAUCAAGCUGGCUGACUUUGGGGCAUCACGCAAGCUGGCGGAUCUGGCGACGAUGAGUGGGCACAAGUCCAUGAAGGGCACGCCCUACUGGAUGGCGCCAGAGGUUAUCAAGCAGACGGGCCACGGCAGGUGGGUGGGUGCGUGUGUGCGCAUGUUCCUCUGUUUGCGUACCUGCGUCACAGAGUUACAGGCAACAGGGAAGCCUUUUUGGAGCGAGCUCACACCUUUUUGCAUCCCUUCUCAUCCCUCUCAACCGCUCUCUCUCCUGCUCCCUCUGCACUGCAGGCCGGCGGACAUCUGGAGUGUGGCGUGCACAGUCAUUGAGAUGGCAACGGGCAAGCCGCCCUGGAUCAAGCUCACACAUCUUCCAUCCCUUUUCACCCCUCUCAACCGCUCCCUCUCCUGCUCUCCUUUACUGCAGACCGGCGGACAUCUGGAGUGUGGCGUGCACAGUCAUCGAGAUGGCAACAGGCAAGCCGCCUUGGAGCGAGUUCCUCUCUCAGGUCUCAGCUCUCUUCCACAUAGCGCAGUCCAAGGGCCCGCCGCUCAUCCCCGACCAUCUGUCUGCGGACGCCAAGGACUUUCUGCUGCGCUGCUUUCACCGGACGAGGGGAAGGAAGGCGAGGGGGCGAAUCUCACGGGCGAAUGUCACGGGGUGCGCAUGUCACGGGCGAAUCUCAUGUCUGUUACCAGCACGGCAUGGCAGCCUGGAACCUUCUCGGAGCUUUCUGACCUCUCAUUUCGGAGUGAUUUCAACCCAAUGGAGGAGCCAUCUCACAACGACCCGCUGGGGUCAUACGUCACAGCAGCCCGUGGGCAUGGGGGCGAGUCCUCUGCUUUCACUGAGGACGAGGUUACGGGCCCUCUCAGAGAACACGUGGGGGCUGAUAGCGCCUCUAGGGAUGAGAAUGAUUCUGUGGGUGGGACGAGCAGUGGAGUGGUGGGAGAGAGAGGAGAACAGGGAGAGGGAGAGGGAGAGGGAAGGGGGAAGGAGAGAGGGGACGAGGGGGAGAGUGGGGAGGUGGAGGGGAGAGAGAAGGAGAAGGGGUGGGAGGGGGGCAGGGCCAGUGGAGGGAGGGAGGGGGUGGAGAGGGGAGGGGAGGAUCGUGUGGCUGUGAUGGUCAGCCGUGGGAGUGCAGGCGGGGAGCAGAUGAGGCAAGGGCAGGAGAGGAAGGACGGGCAGCAGAAGCUGCCAGCUGAAGGGCUGAGUGGUGGUGAGAGGUUGAGACCGGUAGAGGGUGUUAGGGCAGCAGAGGGGCUGAGACCGUUGCUGAGACCGUCUCUGCCUCAGCUGGACUUGUCUCUUGCAAUUUCACACGCGCAAGGAGGGCUUGGAGGAGGGCAGGAGGGACCGGGAGGGCUGGAGAGGGACGGGAGUGGAGUGUACGUAGAAGGCACACCGCCUGCAGCUGCCAGUGCUGCUGUCAUGUGCGGCCCAGGGAGCGAGGCAGGAAUGGCAGGCAUGGCAGGAAUGGCGUUGAGAGAGGCGGAUGGAGUGCAGGCAGUGCUGCAGGCGGAACAACAAGGAGAGCAGCAGGCAGCAGUUUCCAGUGACAGCGUCGGUCGGCCGCCGUCUCCUUCCCUGCUGAAGCAGGGUGGUGUGGUUGGUGCAGGAGGGGUGGGUGGGUUGGGCCACAACACGCCAGGGCAGGCCACCGUACCCAGCCGGCCUGCUGGGCUCUCCCCCUCUCCCCGCCGCCACCGCGAGUCCUCUCCUGCCAGAAAGAAGCGGAUUCUGAAGGAGAGCUUUGUGCUCCCACGAGAUUUCCAAUCAGCUAUCUCCGUGCCUGGACCCGUCUCUUCCCCCUCCUACCACAGCUUCGAGGGUUCCCUCUCAGGGAAAGCAGGGGAAGGUCAUAGGGUUACCCGCACCCCCUCUCAUGGGAGCGAACAGAGAUCAGUGGGAAGCGAGAGGAGUGAGAGUGUGAGUAGAGGAGGGGAAGGCGGGUCGGUUCGGUUGGCUCCUACUCUUUCGCCGCGGCCGCCCGGGAUUGUCAGCAGCAAGUCGGGCAGCUGGGUGAACAGUAGCGAGGGCGACUUUUCCGGGCGGCAGCAUCCGGGCAGCUUUGAAAGUUUUGGGCAGGAGGGAAGGCUGGGUAGGCAGGGGAGUGGGGUGCUGCACAGAGGGGGGAGAGGGAGCGCGAGCAGCAGCAGAGCAUCCGUUGGGGGAGGAGGGGUUGGAGGGUCGGUAGUGGGGUUAGGAGGAGUGGGGAGGGUUUUGAGUGGUGGGGGAGGGGUGCCGGUGGGGAGGAGUGGGUCGGGCGGGAGCCUGUUUGCGAGUGGAGUGGGAGGAGGGCUGUACCCUUCUGGAGGGAACGUCUUGGCCUUGCUACACGACAGCACUGACAGCUUUGUUGGCCAAUCAGGGGACCUCAAGCGACAGCAGUGGGAGGCAGAGCUACAGCAGGAGCUGGCGCUGCAGCGAGAGCUACAGCAGGAGCUGGCACUGCAGCGAGGUGCGUGA
This is a messenger RNA of Closterium sp. Yama58-4, 3318 nucleotides long. The record is from the annotation of a GenBank genome assembly. NCBI's taxonomy places the organism in Eukaryota, Viridiplantae, Streptophyta, Zygnematophyceae, Desmidiales, Closteriaceae.